GACAGAGAACUCUCAGAAAAGCCGCAGCGGUUCUCUGUGAACUUCCUGCAGGGAAACGAGCGCAACAUGCCCGCUACAGCAGCAGCUUCCACCGGAGCCGACCCCACUGAUCUCCCGGUGGAUUUACUCCAGUCCGGAAGCCCGACGCAUCAGAAGCGGACCGGGGUGUAUUAGAAUGUUGGCAAACUUAUUAUCUGGGGUAAAUGUGUAAUUCAGAAGACCGCGUUCCUGUGGGAACGGACCACAAGCAGCAGCAGCAGCACACCGGGCUCUGCUGACCACCAGAGCUUUUUUCAUUUUAAAGGAUAUAUCGUUGUAAAUAGUUAAUGUGGUAAUUCAGGCUUCAGCUCCCGACGAUGAGUUGGUUUGGUUCUCAUCUGACUCCUUUUGGACUGAUUAUAUGGACAGCAGCGCGGAUCGAAUCAUUUUGAUUCUAACGUUUCUCCCUCAUGCUGCUCCUCCGGCUGACCUGGACGCUGACCGCCGCCGCGGGCUGCUUCCUGCUUCUCCACAACCACCUGCUGAGUUACGGUCAGCUGGUGGCAGGAACCUGUGAGAUCGUAACUCUGGACCGAGACAGCAGCCAACCCAGGACAACAAUCGCCCGUCAGACAGUCCGCUGUGCAUGCAGGGAAGGACAGAUUGCUGGGACAACACGAACCAAACCGGCCUGUGUUGAUGCUCAAAUCGUCAGGAGUGAACAGUGGUGCGAAAUGACUCCAUGUUUGGAUGAUGAGGGUUGUAAUAUCCUGGUCAAUAAAUCGGGCUGGACCUGCACACAAACGGGAGGCCGACUAAAAACUACCACGACUGGCACUACUGCAAAUCGACCACGUGUGACCACUCCAGCCCAAGAUCGCCACAUCCGGCUCGUCCAUCUGCAGGAUCGGCUAAGACCAGCGACACACAGCUGAUGAGACUAUUGGUCUGCACAACAGAUGCAUCACACCUCAGACUGUCUCCUAACAGUGGCAAAGAGGACAACAGAGUAAUUCUUGCUAUUGAUUAGCUGGCCUCUCCAUGAAAAGAAGCGGACUUUUAAGAAAAGAGCAUGUUGAGAAAGCAAAAGGAAUCUAUUGCCCACACAACCUGGUUAGAACAUUUCCCGAAUGUGAAUGAGUGAAUGUGACUCUAGUGUAAAGUGCUUUGAUCACUCAAAGCGCUUUACACUGACUGGAAAAGCGCUAUAUAAGUUCAGUCUAUUUACCAUUCCCUGCGCUGUGUGCUUUUGGGUCUUGCACUCCCAGAGCAAGCCUAGAAGAAUGUCACAGAGGUGGCCAAAGAUGGCAUGAAGGAGAUCCACCAUAAUUUGAUGUAAUCCAAAACCAGCAUGAGUAACCACAGUGGAGCUUAGAAGUCUACAUAUACUCAUCACUUGUAUAAAUCUCUUGAUAUAUUUGGGCUUUUUAUCAUGCUCCUGAAAGAUACUUUGUGUACCAUCUACUCAUAUCCAAUAAAUUAAAAUACGUGUCCCAAUGAGUCUUGUUUGUCAGAUUAAAAGUACCUUUUUGUUGGGAUCUGGGGUUGUUUUAGUUUGGUGUUCCUUAGGUGUUUCUAUUUAGUCUAAUUUAGUUUUCCACUUUUGUUCUUCCUCAGUGAUUAUAGGAAUGUUUUGCUUAUUUAUGUUUCUUUAGUCUAAGUAAUUCUUUAAUGUUAGAAUUAUUUCCUGUUCCCUGCCUGGCUCUGCUGUGUCCCGUUCUCCUCAGUCUGCCUUCACUCACACCUGCAAUCAAUUUACUCAUCAGCCCAGGUCUUUGUUCAGAUUUCUCCUUCCUGGUAUUUAAGUCACUCUCUUUCAGACAGUAGUUGCCAGUUCAUCUUGUUACUCUCCUCGGCUUCCCUGUCUUCUCCUCGUGUCUCCAGUUUGGCCUUGUUUUGGAUUUUCCUGUUGGACUUUCUAUUUUUGUAAGUUGGGGUUUUUUGUUUUGUUUUGUCAUUAACUGAUCUAUGUCUCUUGCCUGCUGCAUUUGGGUCUGGAUUUAAACACGCAUCAUGACACUUCUGAAAAUAUCAAUCUUUAAAACAGGUACUAAACAUAUUUCUCAUUAUGCCCACUUUUCUGUUUUUUAAAAAUGUUUUUUUUUAUUGGUCUAAUGUAAUAUUCUUAUUUUAAAUAUCAUAAUUUCAGUAGCUGUAAGUGGAAAAUUGUAAUUGAUAGAAAUAAAGGGUUUCAAACAUC
Molecule: messenger RNA, 2179 nt
Organism: Xiphophorus maculatus (southern platyfish)
Lineage: Eukaryota; Metazoa; Chordata; Actinopteri; Cyprinodontiformes; Poeciliidae
Product: protein FAM19A5-like
Exons: 5
Coding region: 450-914 (154 amino acids)
Biological process (GO): G protein-coupled receptor signaling pathway
Molecular function (GO): G protein-coupled receptor binding; receptor ligand activity
Source: RefSeq, a predicted model, not a curated record